Messenger RNA from Zootoca vivipara (common lizard), 4651 nucleotides. RefSeq names its product TGFB induced factor homeobox 2 (gene TGIF2). The record is from RefSeq and is a predicted model, not a curated record. Gene Ontology annotation, molecular function: DNA binding. NCBI's taxonomy places the organism in Eukaryota, Metazoa, Chordata, Lepidosauria, Squamata, Lacertidae. Gene Ontology annotation, biological process: regulation of DNA-templated transcription.
CGAGUGCAGAGCCUUCCUUUAAGGGCGGACUGGCCGGGAUGGAUGAGCAGAGCGGAGGAGCAGACCCUGGGAGCGGAGAUCUGACGUCAGCGCAGAGGUAGUUUCCCUCCCGAGCUGUCAGACCGUGUGGCAGGUUAGGUAUUAAAGGCACAUUGAGCAGCGCCGAGACCCCUCCUCUUGAGCGGCCGCCGCGCGCGCACACAAAGAGAAGUGCCCAUCGCUGCGUCCGGCAAGGAUCCACCACCAGCUGCGUAAACUCUCCCUUCUUGCCAAGGCGUGGAUUGAAACACCGCCGGGAGCGGAGCCAGGAGGUUGAAAGGGGCGGGUGGGAGACGCUACGAGGAAGAAAAUGAAACCGACCAGGAAAAGCUUGAACCAAGACAGAUCUGCCAGCAGUUCCACCAUGUCGGAUAGUGACUUUGGAGAGGAUGAUGGGAGCAUAUCUCAGGAUCCGUUGCAGCCCGGCAAGAGAAAACGAAGGGGCAACCUUCCUAAGGAGUCUGUGAAGAUUCUCCGGGAGUGGCUCUACGAGCACAGGUUCAAUGCAUAUCCAUCUGAGCAAGAGAAACUCAGCCUUUCUGGGCAAACAAGCCUCUCUGUUCUUCAGAUCUGCAAUUGGUUCAUCAACGCCAGGCGCAGGCUUCUCCCUGACAUGCUGCUCAAGGACGGCAAGGAUCCCAACCAGUUCACCAUUUCUCGCCGCGGCGCCAAAACCACUGAUGUGACGCUGACCCGUGCAGCCGCCGCCACAGGGUCCGGACUCAUGGUGCCCCCUGCCUCCUCCGCCUCCUCCAAGGUGCUCUCCAUGUCGGUCUGCUCGCCCAUGACCUGCCACCCUGCCCGGCCGCUGGCUGGCAGCUUGACUGUGGUGACAAGUGAGCAAGAGUGCCCUCGCCCCGCCUUGCAACGGGUCGAGCCCGAGCCUCACCCCAAGCAGCCGCAGCUGAGCGCGACGGGCAGCACUCUGGCUCUCCUGACCAGGGCAGAUGCCGCCAGUCCCACCAGCGGACUCUUCAACACGCCGCCGCCAACUCCGCCCGAGCUCUUUGGGGAGGACUUCAGCAGUUUCCAGUUGCUGGUGGAAGUGGCCCUGCAAAGGGCAGCUGAGCUUGACUCACAGAAGCUGAGCGGGCAGCUGCCUCCGUCACUGCAGAGAGAGACCACUGCUCCAGCCUUCUCCAGAAAAACCAAGUAACUUUCUAUAGCCACCGGUUCCUUUUGGAGGCUUUGGGGGUUCUCUUCCUUCUCCCGAGUUUUUCUGUUGGCCUCUGCACUGAGGGUCCUCCCUGCCAGAUGUUAACGCUGUGAUAUGGCUACCCCUCAACCAGGAGCAAAACAAGCCGAGGCGGCUUUGACCGUUUUGACUCAACCAGGAGCUGCCAGCUCACCUCGGCUUCUAGAACAAAACACUGUCUCCGCCGCAAAGCAGGAGGACAACACAUCCUUUGGCUAGCAUUUCACUUUUUCUGGACCCUGCCAGCAUCCUUUCCUCCUGUUGAAGCCACGUGGAGGACACUGUCUGACUAGGGGGGUGCCUGAACCACGCACAACCUGCUCUUGAAAGGACUGAGAGGCCUUAACGUGCUCUGAGAUGUUACUGUGACUUUGUGUUUUAUUUUUUUGCUGUGGGGUAUCCUUGUGCAGAGGUCCUUCUCUUCUCCCACUUUUCUUUGAAGCCUGCUGACAUGGAAGAGAACAGGAAAAGGGUCCAGUAUGUAAUGGAGGAGAGAUAACAAAAAAAAUACAAAAAAAAUACCAAGUACCUUAAAAAUACGAAUUAUGGCGGGGAGGCGAAAAGAGUGAUUUUACCUCUGCCCAGAGAAUCCUAGUGUGUGUCCUUUUUGGGGGGGGGUGGGUGGACAAGAGUUGUUUCUGUAGCAUAUCUUCUUUGACAUACUCUCGGUCUGGUGUGCAUGAGUGGCUGGCCCCUGCAUGUUGCCUACCGGGAGUCCCUGGCAUGAGCAGAUUUAACUGGAAAUGUUAAUGUUUGUGGCAUUCCUCUCUCUUUCCACUGGGAGGUGGAGAGGGGGAACAAUCAAUGACCACCCUUCGAAUACUGGUGCCAGUUAAAAAAAAUAUGGUGCUGUUGAGCAAUUUUAUUACUUUUAGGGGCUGGCUUCUCGUGACUUCAUCCAUUCCUCUGCCUAUACACGCCUCCCUGUGUUUCCCCCCAUGUCAUGUUUGGAGAUGCACAGAUGCGAUCAAAGUGUAACGGGGCAUUUCAGAGGUGGGGAAGAGGGCUAGUAUCCGGAACAAGACUCUUUGACUGUGAAGUUGCUUUAAACAACCCUUUCUUCUUUGUUUUUCAUUUUGAAUUUUGUUGGUCGUGGACUGUAACUCGGGAAAUCUAAGGUGUCUUUGUGGAUGUGCUGACAAAACUACCUAUAAAGGGGGUGGGGACACACCAACCUCCUGACUUUGUUUUGAAUCCUUGCUCUCAUCAUGCUGAAUGUAGUUUCUCUUUUGCUGAUGGAGCACAGGGGCCCUCUUGUGGCCAGGAAGGGAGGUUGAGCAGAGUAGGGUCUUCCAUAGUGAAUUACAACCUCUCCUGCAGACUACGAGCUGUGUGUGACCUUGAAAUUGCCUCCCUACACGAUUUUGAUGUGUCCCCAUGUAUUUGGCAACCUUGGCAGAAAUUUAGACCCACCUGAUAGUAGCUGAUCCCCCUCGAGCAGUGUUUUCCAGACUUGGGUCUCUAGCUGUUUUUGAACUACAACUCCCAUUAUCCCUGACCUGAUCCAGCUAGCUAGAGAUUAUGGGAGUUGUACCCCAAAACAGCUAAAGACCUAAGUUUGGGAAACCCUGCCCUAGAGAGAGGGUGUGUGUGCUGGGGAGAGGAAGCCUGUGGCCCCACCAGGUGUUGCUGGAGUUCCAACUCCCAUCAUCCCUGACCAGUAGCUGGGGGGCAUGCUGUUUCAGAUGGGGGGGGAGUUGGGAGCCCCAGCAGCAUAUUCAGGGCCAUAUAUUCUUCAUUUGUGGUCUAUGCCCCAGGGGGGAGCUGGGGGUUUGCAAGAUUUAACUGCUAAGACAUGCAUACAUUUUUCAUUGGACCCCCCCCCCCCCCCGCGGUUUGGCCUGAGACCAGGAACCUGCAAAACACAGAGUGCCCUGGGUGAUAUGAACAUCCACCUUUUUUGUUUUAAUAGUGCUGUUUCACUGUAAAUGUAAGUUAAAUAGUGAUCUAUUAUAUACACCUAUAUAUCUUGAAAAACACUAAUUUUUAGAAGGUGUUAGCCUAAUUAUUAAGUUGCAUGAAUAGUAAAAGCUAAAAAGCCCAGCAGGAUGCAACUUUUCACAUUUUUGUUCUUGAACUAGGUGUGCAAACCUGGUGUCGACAAAUGACAAGGACAGCAGUGAGUGCAUUGGAGAACUGGAACUAAUAGGGUGGGAAUUGUUAAUGGGUUAAUGGAACAUUGCUGAGUGCCUCUCCCCCCCCCCUUUGCAAAUUACGGAUUUAGGGCUAAGAUUGGUACAGCCUGUAAUUGCUGCUACACAAAUAAUCACCUGCUUUCCUUUUGUUGGUACUUUUUGAUCUUUCGGUGAUCCUAUAUCAAUCAGCAGGGUGUAGUUUAACUCUGUCUAGAGAGCUGCCUUUUUGACGUAUUGAUCCAGAAAUUUGAAAAAGAUUGCCAAAUUGUGCUGCUUUCUGUUUGGAAAAGCCUAAAGAGCUGCCUUGUAACAUACUUGGUUUUUGUUUGUUUGUUUGCUUAAUUCUAAAAUCUUGUGGAUUAAUUUGACUAUUUGCAUUGAACCUCUGGAAGAGGUGGCUCCUUCCAUCUCCUCCUCAAGCUUGAUUCCUAUCUUGUUUCCUGGAUUGUGGAAGCAAAACCUGACCUUGCUUUUUAUGGGUUUUCAAGGAUUGGGUAUCCCUUCAAAGUGUCACUGAAAUUUGCGAGAUGCUUUUAAGCAGCACCAGCCCAAGUCCAACUGAAGAUACUUAGUCAUGUUCACACUCUUAAUUAAAAAUGAUGUUUGAGUAGUUUCCCCUCCUCUAGCCCCAAUUAGGCCCCCUUGACUUGGGCUGGAUUGGCAGCUGUUUGAUUAGAAUUGUGCCUCCAUUAAAUGAAGCAGUUUGAACCUUCUUUCCUGGCACUGCAGGAAACCUAAGCAGAUCUGAAAUUGCUGCACAGGGUAACAAGAGCAACGUUUCAGUUCCUACAAUGCACUGACUGUUCUUGCUGUAUCUUAUUUGUGCAAACGUUAUGGAGACCUUGUUUUUGAUGGGAUGGGAAGUUAAAAGAGGACGAAAAAAUAAAGAGAAAAUAUUCUUUUGUCUGAUGUUUAUGAAGCAAAAACUACUGUAAAUAACUGUUUUGGAUUUUUUUAAUCAAUAAAGUUUUUUUAAAAACACACCACACCUAGUAUGUAUGUUCUCUGUGCGUAAGGACUCUGGCCUUCCCCUCUGGCUCUUUGCAUCCAGUGUUGUGUAAAUGUAUGUACAGGUGCAUACAGUGAAUGAAUGCCCUUACCCUAUGGAGAGGGUCAUAAAAGCAGACAGCAGAAUUCUGUAAUGUAGAAGCUUGAUUGGUGAAAGAGUUUGGCACAUACAGAACACAACUUAGCCAUUUCUUCUGAGUGGCAGGUGUGCUAGCAUAUUGAAAAGGGGAGCUCUCACUGACAGAAUCAGAGCAGCAAUCCUUGAUAUUUCUAA